Molecule: messenger RNA, 3499 nt
Organism: Chironomus riparius
Lineage: Eukaryota; Metazoa; Arthropoda; Insecta; Diptera; Chironomidae
Source: the annotation of a GenBank genome assembly
GGAGAAUUGAGUUGUCUACAAAGAACCUUUUCAAUAAACUUUAAUAAAACCGUAAAUGUAAUCAUUUAGAAAGUAAUUAAAAUAAUUCAGUGCUUAAAUAAUAUUCCAUAAUGUUAAAGAUUAGAGGUCAGUUACAUUUUGAAGAGAAAUGGCCAUCUAUGGAACCAGUUGUACUGAAACUUUUAGUCCAAGAUCAUAUUGAUAACAACGAAUGGCAAGAUCUGUUUUAUAUGGUUCAUUCUGUGUGCUUAUGGGAUGAAAAGGGAGCACAUAAGAUUCGUGAUAGUUUAGAAGACUUGAUAAUUAAAUUUAUAAAACAAGCUCAGAAAAGAGUUUUAGUGGCUGGUGAAGAGCAAGCACUUCUUAAAGCAUACAUAAUUGAAUGGAGAAAGUUCUUUACUCAAAGUUCAUAUUUACCUCUUCCAUUUCGACAGUUGGAAACAUCUCUUCAAACAAAAUCAUCGUCAUCGUCCAGUCAUAUAAAUAAUAAUACGUCAAAAAAAUCUUCCAGUUCUGAUGAUACUGUAGUAAGGAAAUUAAUGUUAGACAGUUGGAAUCAAAGUAUUUUUAUGAAUGUUAAAGAUCGUCUUCAAGAUUCAGCUAUGAAAUUAAUUCAAGCCGAAAGAAACGGAGAGGCGUUUGAUUCUCAACUAGUUAUUGGUGUUCGUGAAAGUUAUGUGAAUUUAUGUUCAAACUCAGAGGACAAAUUAGAAAUUUAUCGGGAAAAUUUUGAAGCAGCUUAUCUCCAAGCCACCGCAGACUUUUACAGAUUGAAAGGCAAUGAACAGUUACAAGAAAAUGGUGUUCAAAGUUUUAUGAAAUAUGCUGAUGCAAAAUUAAGGGAGGAAGAAGCUCGUGCAGCAAGAUAUCUUGAACCUGUUAGUGCAACUGGAUUGAGUGAAUGUUGUGUUCGUGUUCUCAUCGGAGAUCAUCUUCCUACAUUGAUUGCUGAAUGCCGACCCUUGAUAGAAGCUGGCGAAACAGAAAGACUUAAUUUAAUGUUUCGACUUUUAGAUCGUGUAAGUGGUGGAGUUGAUCCUAUGCUCAAUGAUCUUGAGAAUCAUAUAGUUUCAGCUGGUCUUUCUGAUAUGGUAGCUUCAGCAGAUGUCAUAACGCAGGAUAGUGAAAAAUAUGUAGAAAGACUUUUAGAUUUAUUUAGAAGAUUCAGUAAGCUCGUUCUGGAUGCUUUCAAUGAUGAUCCAAGGUUUUUAACAGCUCGUGACAAAGCCUUCAAAACUGUUGUGAAUGAUACAACAGUUUUUAAACUCGAAUUACCUACUAAUACUACAGCCAGAGGAACAAAAAUCACGACUCCUGAGAGUAAAUGUCCCGAAUUGUUGGCUAAUUAUUGCGACAUGCUUCUUCGAAGGACUCCAUUAAGUAAGAGAUUGACUAGUGAUCAAAUAGAAGUACGUUUAAGGGAUGUACUCUUAGUAUUGAAAUAUGUCUGCAAUAAGGAUGUAUUUAUGAGAUAUCACAAAGCACAUCUUACAAGGCGUUUAAUACUUGACUCGAGUGCCGAUUCUGAAAAGGAAGAGGAUAUGGUAGAGUGGUUGCGUGAAAUCGGCAUGCCUGCAGAUUAUGUUAACAAACUAGCAAGAAUGUUUCAAGAUAUUAAAGUUAGCGAGGAUCUAAAUGCUCAGUUUAGAUCUCAAACUACGAGACACGAUGCAAUCAAUAUUAAAAUUUUAAAUGCUGGUGCUUGGGCUGCUCGUUCAACAGAACGUGUUUCAGUAAGUUUGCCGUUAGAGUUGGAAGACUUUAUUCCUGAAAUUGAAGAGUUUUAUAAAACGAAGCAUUCUGGAAGGAAGUUACAAUGGUAUCAUCACAUGAGCAAUGGAACAAUUACUUUUGCAAACAAUGUAGGACGCUUUGAUCUGGACGUGACGACAUUUCAAAUGGCUGUUCUUUUUGCAUGGAAUCAGCGACCGAAUGAUAGGAUUUCCUAUGAAAAUUUACGACUUGCUACGGAACUUCCAGAUCCAGAAUUAAGAAGAACUUUGUGGUCUUUGGUAGCCUUUCCAAAACUCAAAAGGCAACUCCUUCUGUUUGAUCCGAUCGUUCAAGUGCCAAAAGAUUUUGAUGAAAAUACAGUUUUUUGGAUUAAUCAAGAAUUUUCGCUCGUCAAAAAUGGAAAGCCUCAAAAACGAGGCAAAAUUAAUUUAAUUGGAAGACUUCAAUUGAGUACAGAGCGAUCACAGCAAGAAGACAAUCAGUCGAUUGUACAAUUGAGGAUUCUCAGAACACAAGAAGCAAUCAUAAAGAUAAUGAAAAUGCGAAAACGAAUGACAAAUGCUGCUUUACAGGCUGAACUGAUUGAGAUAUUGAAAAAUAUGUUUUUGCCAUCAAAGAAAAUGAUAAAGGAACAACUGGAAUGGUUGAUAGAACAAAAGUAUUUAGCUCGUGAUGACAGUGAUAUUAAUGUUUUUACUUAUAUGGCUUAAACAUUGCAAGGCAUGCGGUUCCCUCAUUUAUUUUGUUUAAUAUGGAAAUUAUUUUUCAAAUUACCAAUUUUGGUAAUUUGAAUUGAGACAUUUUUUAAGUAAAUUCUGACGAUUUUUAAUUUUAUUUUAAUAAAAAAUGGUUUAUGCUAUCUUCAUUGAUCACAUGUACAAGUUACUUUUUUCUUGAAUUGCUUGAAUCUUUACAUUCUCAUCAUACUUCAAUCCAAUGCGCUUAAGAUGUGUCAGGAUUUUUUCAACCGUUAUCUUAUCAAAAAUAUCAAUGUAAAUUAUGUAGCAUGAAAAUGCCUGACUGUUCAUCAAUCUCUUUGAACUGACUGCUCCACCUACUCCAGUAACGAAAUUAGGGGGUUUUAAAUGCUCCACAUCAUCUAAUUUAGAAUUAAUUCCUCUAAUAAUGCAACCAUCGGGAAUUCUAUCAGCUUUAAAAUCAGAUGUCCUUUGGAGGGAUAUAAUAGUUGCUGUAUUUGCUUUAUUAAUGAAUGUAUUAAGUAGAUCAGAAAUGGAUGCAACAUAAUUUAGAUCUUGCUCUUCGGCUACACAAAGUAAAGUCGCUUCAUCAACUUCAUAGAUCUCUACUUUUCUUACUUUACAGAUUAACUUUGGAGUACCAUUUAAAACUGUAUCUUUAAGGAGCUUUUUAGCAUUUACUCCUUCGACAACAACAAAAUGAUCAAUACUUUUUUCAUGAUUCCACUGAUGUUCAUCAAUGCUCCAAACUAUUUCGGGUUGAUUGAACUGGAUGUUCUCAUCAUAUUCAUCAAAGAAAGCUCUUGACACUGGAUUAACGAUUAUUUCACCAAAAUUAAGAUCCAUUUUCUCUAAACCGCAACUUACACUUUUUUCAAAAUAUUGAUUUUAAUUAUUUCAAGUCUGACUUUUUAGCAAUUUUCCCUGAUUAAUACAGCUUCUGAUGAAGUAUAUUCACAAGACUAGGAAUGUUUAAGAUCUUAAAAAAUGCGAAUUUUAAUUAAAUUUUGAUUCUGUUUUGAAAAUUUUUAUAGCUCGUUUGCACACAGGGGACGUCGACUGAAAAU